AUGGGAGAUCCGAUCACAUGCUGGACUCCAGCUCAGUUUACGAAACAAUGGUCUGAUUUUGUAAACCAAUACUGCUAUGUGCAUGGGACAUAUUUUGUUCCGCUGAAUGAAACACUGCCCUUCAGCGAAUCUGAACGAAGACGAAUUCCCAUCAACUACUACCAGUGGGUCCCAUACAUACUUGCUGUGCAAGCCUUUCUCUUCUAUCUACCACGAUUCGUAUGGAAAUCACUUAUUGCCUUAUGCGGAUACGACCUCGCAGGCGCAAUACAGUUUGUCGAUGGUUUUUGGACUGCACUGAAAACUAAUGAUGCUACCUUCAAGGCUAGAAUCGCAGCCUUCGAAGGCCGAGCCUCCGCUUAUAUUUGGGAUGGACUGCGCCUCGCUCGCCGUAAGGGAAGUAGAGACAUGGCGCUCUACUAUGCAGUAUCCACCGUAAUUCAAUCCGUAAACGCAUGGAUUCAGUGGUACGCACUGAAUUCGCUGCUCGACUCUCCACUUUAUACUCUAUGGGGACCAGCAUUGGUUGGCGAUCUUAUGAGAGGAGACGAUUGGCAGGUUACCGGUCACUUUCCUCGCAUCACUCACUGCGAUUUCAACAGAAGACGACCAGCAAGCGUACAGGUAAAUUUUUAA
Molecule: messenger RNA, 636 nt
Organism: Strongylus vulgaris
Lineage: Eukaryota; Metazoa; Nematoda; Chromadorea; Rhabditida; Strongylidae
Source: the annotation of a GenBank genome assembly